Messenger RNA from Zonotrichia albicollis (white-throated sparrow), 1478 nucleotides. NCBI's taxonomy places the organism in Eukaryota, Metazoa, Chordata, Aves, Passeriformes, Passerellidae. The record is from RefSeq and is a predicted model, not a curated record.
GAGAGCCAGUUGCUCCACUUGCUCCUGGCCAGGGGAAUUUUGACUCUCUGAGCAGGUAUCCCCCCCAAAAAAAGCCAUCGGAAGCCCAAAAAUCCUGCUGGCAGCCAUGGUCGGCUCAGCUGCCCUCGUCCAGGAAUUUCUCUCCUGCCCAGUGUAGCUCCAGGAUGGGUUCUGCAGCAGUCUGAGGCACCUCUGGGAUGCAGCUCCGAGAGCGGAAGGCGACGAUGGUGACAGAACAUCAUCCUGGCACAGGCCCUGCUGCAUCCCAGACCCACGGCUGCCAGUGGGACUCCUGAAGAGCAUUUCAGCCGGAAACCGACAGCAACACAAAGGAUGGGGUACAAUUUGUCCUAUGGAAAACUGCCAGCACCCUAAAUCCUUACCACGGUGUCCCUGUCCCGCAGACAGCCGCCCCAGCCCCGAGAACAGCAGCUGGCCCAACGGCAGCUCGGCGGCGCGGGACGAGUUCACCACCAUCGUGCUGCCCGUGCUCUACCUCCUCAUCUUCCUGGCCAGCCUCCUGCUCAACGGCCUGGCCGUCUGGAUCUUCUUCCACAUCAGGAACAAGACCAGCUUCAUCUUUUACCUCAAGAACAUUGUGGUGGCGGACCUGCUCAUGACGCUGACGUUCCCGUUCAAGAUCAUCCAGGACUCGCGGCUGGGCCCGUGGCACUUCAACUCCUUCCUGUGCCGCUACAGCACGGUGCUGUUCUACGCCAACAUGUACACCACCAUCGUCUUCCUGGGCCUCAUCAGCAUCGACCGCUACCUGAAGGUGGUGAAGCCCUUUGGGGACUCGCGCAUGUACAGCAUCACCUUCACCAAGGUGCUGUCGGCCUGCGUCUGGGUGGUGAUGGCGUUCCUGGCGCUGCCGAACCUCAUCCUCACCAACGGAUACCCCACCAGGCGCAACGUGGACGACUGCCUGAAGCUGAAGUCUCCCCUGGGAGUCAAGUGGCACUCGGCCGUCAUCUACAUCAACACCUGCAUGUUCGUGGUGGUGCUGGUGGUGCUGAUAGGCUGCUACAUUGCCAUCUCCAGGUACAUCUACAAAUCCAGCAAACAGUUCAUCAGCUCCUCCAGCCGCAAGAGGAAGCACAACCAGAGUAUAAGGGUUGUCGUGGCUGUGUUUUUCACCUGCUUUUUGCCCUACCAUUUGUGCCGAAUACCCUUCACUUUCAGUCAUCUGGACAAAAUUUUAGAUGACUCUGCACAUAGAAUCUUGUAUUACUGUAAGGAAAUGACCCUGUUCCUGUCUGCAUGCAACGUCUGUCUGGAUCCCAUCAUUUAUUUUUUCAUGUGCCGAUCAUUCUCUCGAAGGCUGUUCAGGAAAUCCAACAUGAGAACCAGGAGUGAGAGCAUCAGGUCCCUGCAGAGCGUCAGGAGGUCGGAGGUGCGCAUCUACCACGAGUACACCGACGUCUGAGGGCACCCCAGAGACUGCGCUGACCUGUGAGGGCGCUUGUAUAUCAUGUAAA